Molecule: messenger RNA, 5289 nt
Organism: Pocillopora meandrina
Lineage: Eukaryota; Metazoa; Cnidaria; Anthozoa; Scleractinia; Pocilloporidae
Source: the annotation of a GenBank genome assembly
AAUGUUAAGAGGAUUUUAUCGAUUUAGACAAAGCGGAAAAGCGAGUAACAACUUAUUUAUUAUGCCUUUGUGCAUGAAUAGCAAAGAGGGAAAAAUAGAAAUAAUAAAUGAGGAAAAAGACUAUCAAAUCGCUUUCUUUGUUCGAAAGCCAAAUCACUAUAAGAAAGAAUUUUCGUCCUCUCAGUUAAGUGCCAUCUCAUCAGUCGCCAUCUUGAAUGACACUCAAAGGGACGCUUUAGAAUAUGUCAUUACACGCUCUGCCCAGGAUUCCAAAACAGUUGCUUCCACCUUACUUGCUCGAGUCAAGCGACUGGGUUACAGUGAAAACGACUUGAAGAGGUUAGUAUCAUACCUCUGACCACUUAGUAUUUUGAAAGAAGUUGAUGCUAGUCCUACCAAUAGCGGUAAGUCGGAUAGCAGUCUGGGAGUUGGUUCUCUUAGCUGACAAUUUUCCUUGAUCGUGAAGUGUGAUUGUAAAGGAGAGAUGGGUCUUGUAAAGAGCAGUUGUUUCUUUAAGAAGAGACUUUCCAUUGAUUUAUUCGAAAAUGAAAACCACCGGCUCGGGCUUUAACUUUCCAAAAGAACUUACCAUCUUCGCAUUGUUGGUUCCCAACCGUUGUGCGAAUGUUGCAAGAUUUUCUUUGCAAUCUCUUUCACUGCAGUACUUGAUUUCACAGAUGGUAGGUGUUACAAGAAGGGAAUGAAUAGAGUCACUCAUUGGUUGCGCCUCUAGGUUGCACCAAGAGUUUUCUGUAGUUACUGUUGCGUUUAUGUUUACCCGACAAAACCAAUAGUAGUAUUGGAAAUAGAUAAAUGCACUACGACAAUGAAUUCGUUGGACUUGGGUCCUGCAUAUUCAACACAUGUUGUUAUCAUCAUAGUUCACUUUCAAAAUUAUCGGUACUUCUAUCAUAAAUCCAAACACUGUAAUUAAGAAAGGACCUUUAAAUGAGCAGUAACUGCAGGGUAUUUCGACGGGCUCCUGAACUUAAGUCAAUAUUUUAUAUUGCGUUUAAGACAAUGUUUGGUUUUUAGAACCUUGCAGUGGGUCCGCAGUGCAGCUCCUAUUAUCAUCCACGUCAAUCUUGACAGAGUGUUAAAGUUCUUAGUCGACGAUACUCAUUAUCGAAACCGCUUUGAGACUGGCACUAGUGGGGGCUCAACGGACAUAGUGGCUAGGAAAUCCUGGGAGGUGAGAAUACGAGAAAUGAUCAAAGAUUACCGUUACUUUACAUCUUAUUGGAGACAGAAACAAAACCCCACGCUCUCGAAACAACUUGAGGGAAUUGGAGUCUUAGAAGCGAUAUUACAUGCCUCAAGAAACAGAAAGAGUAGAACGACUCGCCUCUGACUCAGCCUUGGAAGCGUUUCCCCGUCUUUUUGUUUUAGUGCUUUUUUUUUAAAAUUAGCCAUUCUUUAUUCACCUUUAGUGACAGGUUCCGUAGAGAGUUAACGGUAUCUUUAGUCACUUUGAAGUUCGAGAAUCAGUCGAGUACUGGUGAGACUCUUCUCUCAAGUUGAUUCACUUAAAAGGUCAUUGCUCCAAACAUUGCUGGCGACUCAAUGUGCUCUUACAAUCUCUUUCUUCGCCGCCUAGGACCGUAUUUUUAACAGCGCUUACCACGACAGUAACCCAUCAGAGCGAGUCAAGUACGGUGUACUAAACAUAGGUGAGCAUGACACCAUGACUUGAAUGCCACACCAGAGAAUCCCUAGCAUCUAUCACAAGGGAAAGGAUGAUUACCUUCUAACAUUUUUAUUUUGCUAACAACCAUAGGAAAAUCAUGAUGAUCACUUGUAUCAACCUUUAAUAAAUAGCUAAAACGGCUCAGAGCCUUCUUCCAUUGAAUCUCGUAGACUGCCAUAAAAUUCGCCGAUCAGCUAGGCAGAGGAACAAAGGAGAUGUCAUAACGUGCCAAUUGCUAAUACAUGUAGCCCUACAUCGAGCGCAGGAAAGUGCACAUGACCAAGUCACACGUAAUUGCAGUGUUUGAAUUUUUAAAACGGUGGGGUGUGAUGUCGGAACCAAUCUUAAAGCCCGGUGAAGUAAAACCAAUGAAAUCAUAGGUUACUUUUUAAUAACCAGUUCGAAAAUCGCUCCAAAUAAGGCUUAUUUUUCUAUCAUCAAAGUGCUGUGAGAAAGCGAUAGUUUACUGACCUCCUCUUAUCUGUACUAUUUGCCCGGCUUCCUAGUUGGCGAUCCUCGUGGUGUAAGAAGCUGUAUUCAUUAUGGAGAUUCCUUUCUACAGGUUAGCCUCUUUUGUCACUUUCGUGCUAGGAAAUUUACUAAGUAAAUAAAGAUCGCUCGCUUAAUUAAAGAAAACAUACAUGAUUGGAGAGUAAUCCGGCACCAUUUACGCACCAGCGAUAUCAGCUGCAUGUUCUCGCCACCAAGUUGUGCAGUAAGAGUCAAAUCUGAAGGUACAAUCAAUCCAAUGCUGUGUUGGCGGUAUUAAGGCACAAAUUUUUCCAUUUUUUCACCUUUUGCGUACCAAAAUAACUUGAAUUUACAAAGUGUCUCAAAUCUCCCAAUCCCACCAUCAAAUUUAAGUUAACCUCUUAUAAGAAUAGCUUAGACGUGUUAGAUAGCAUCUUGCACCUUCGACUUGGCUUUGUCAUCACUGAUUUAAUGCCAAAUCCUCUGAUUGCCACCUGUACUUACUUUUUUGUAGUUAACACGCACUAAAAGCUCCAACGAGCCAUUCUCUAUGGAGUUGUAUUGAGAAUCCAUCGUAAUUGUUCCACUGAAGAGUUUUUUUCUUUCUUUCCAAAGGAAGCGAAGAAUACAAUGACAACAAGUUACAAAAUUACAAUAAUUAUCCAAUAAAUUCAUCAUACGAGAAAGCUUUCAACAAGGGGAGAUCCAAAUUCUCACAAAAGAGACUCAAGCCCAGCAAAAACAAGUUUCUUCUGUUAACGAGAGGACACUUGGUUGUUUUACUGUUGACAGGCUGUUAAAUUCCUUUAACGCCCAGGUUGAGGGAAGCCAUGUUUUCAAUCUCUGUGCGGUGGAAAACGAUAUCUUCCUAAAUUCAUUCCAUCAUUGCCAGACUUCCCAUUAUAAGCUUGCAAAUUGAGAUUUCUUCGUUUAUUAUUUUCCUUUCUGGGGCAUGCAACUCUUAAAUGGAAAAGUCGCAAAACAAAAAUAACCUGUCUUCAGCAGCAUAGUCACUUUCAUUCUCGGACUUACACACAUGUUAAACUAUAACUGAGAUGACACUGGAACGGGUCAAAAGUCCUGGAUUCCAGAAGAGUUUGUAUUAACUUAAACUUACCCACGUAAUGCACAUGUCAGUGUCACCAUACCAGUUGUAGCGGUUCAUUUUAAAAUUUUGGUAUCUGUUUUGUUCUUAGCUAAGAAAAGUUCGUCUUCGUACCACGUUCGCUUCUAUGGACACAUCCGGUGAAGGAGUCAAGCUGUCAUGUUGUGAACAUUAUGAAAACGUCCUCUUUGCAUACACAGACAACGAGAUAACUGCGGUGAAUAAUUUCAAUGCGAUACUUUUUCUACCCACUCCUAUUUUACUGUCUCCUUUGCUUGUUCUUUUGAUUGAUUGCGAAUUGUUUGUGCCAGUAUUUUUUCAUUUCAUCGUGUACUCUGAUCGUUCGGGUCGGAGUAGUCCUAAGGAGUUUGGUAGUGGUGACUGACACCUCGAAAACCGUAGAGGAAGUCAUAAUUAGGGUCAAGAUGUACGACGAACAUCUGAAUUUUCUAUGCGUAACGAAAUUGUCAAACACGUCUCUUCAAUUUCCCAGAUAAUGGAUGUAGCCAAUGGAAAGGUUCCAUUUCAUCGAUCAGACUGUAUAUCAAAGUACAAAGAGGUAAUAUGCGUACUUUGUUUCGUGUUUGUUUUUUAAUUUUGCUGUUGGUCAUAAUUGAAAUAGUUUGUGCUGGAAUAUCAGCACUAGGUGUUUUGUUAUGUACUGGACAUAGUGCCUUCGCGUUAAAAAUAUCUAUCUUCCUAACCUAUUGAAUACGCACGACGAGUAAAACAAACUCUCACAAGGAGUCGACGUUUAUGCGAUGAGAAUGCUCAAUCCUGCCUCUGCGGCCUGGGUUCAAGUCGCGGGGAACCUUCCUGGGCUGUACCGAGAGGUUUUCUUUGAGUUCGCCAAUUUCCUCCUUCCACAAAGAUCAACAAUUUUUUACUUGUUUUCUCUUCAUGUUUUGUUUUAUUUGAUCUUUUGUUUGUUUGUUUUUUCCAUGAUAGUUGCUUUCAAACCUUUGCAUGUAUUUUAGUUCGUCAGUCUUUAUGGUCCCUAGCAGGAACUCAAAAUGAGCUUUUGUAACUAUUCUAGAUCUGAUAACCCAUCGGGUUUCAAAUAUUUGAGUCGAUAUUUACACGACAGGUUCAAAUUCACGGACCAGUCAGCCUAUCUGAGAAUGUUGAGUGUAUUGUGGUGAACUCUCGCCACCACAAAGACCCAAAGAUCAAGAAUAUGUUGGACCGUUUCGUGGAGCAAAACAAUUUUAACCUUAUUUGGAUGGAUCCUGAUGACUUAUCAAGUCCAGCGCCUUUUCCGUUUGGCGCCAUGGGCCAUUACUCGUUAACGGAGUCUUCAUCUGGUUCUCUCUCUGCUCCACCUAGAAGACGGACUCAUGGCAAGGUCCGCAAAAGAAGUCGUAAACGAACAUUUCCACAUUAAGGAAAGGACAUUGUGUGUUUGUCAUGAUCAGGAAUGGAGAGAAUUGGGGAGGCUCCUUCAAGGAGUACGCUGUACGCUGUCCCAUCACAGUGCUUUUUGGAGUAUCUUAGAGCAAACUACACCAUCCUUCCACAUUCGAAAAAGCAUGCUACGGCAAAUUUGUGCUUGGGUUUGGCCAAGUCCACAAGAUCACACUCUUUAAACCAUAAAUUAUUGCAUUGAUGAAAAACAAACAUAAACAAGGUUUGAAAGUCUUAUGUUUAAUCUUUUGUCAAGCGAUGGACUCUUAGACGAACUAAAAAAAAGCAAGCCAUUAAACCUUUUUUGAACGUCAUUGCCAGUUUUCUGGACGUAAAAAAAACAAUUUUUUCUAAAGAACAGCCCUUUAUUCUCUGUAGUCUGUAAUUGAAAUUAAAUUUUAAUUAAGUGAAAGAUCUUUCCCUGAAAGAUUCGUCAAUCUGCAAAUGCAAAACCCUCAUUUUGAUCACUAGGAUGGAAUGACACAACUUAUGACAAUUUGAGACAAACAGCAAUUUUCAUAGUGCUUUUGCAUAACAGAAAAUCAGGAUGUGUUACAAUUCAAAGUCAAACUCUAAUCCAGAUCCUUUCAAUUUUACCAAUACGUCCUUCUCUUUUAUCCAC